AGACUACCAGCUACAGCAUCACUCAGAACUAUAUCCACAGAUCAUAUUGACAAUGGCCGCAACCUCCGCUCCUGGACCCAAAAGCCUCCUCGGGCGUCAUCGCCUUCUUUCUCCCACCGCCGCCGUGCGUGUGAGUCCUCUUUCCCUCGGGGGCAUGAGCCUAGGCGAGAAAUGGGCUGGCCGACUCGGCCUCGUCACCAAAGAAACUGCCUUCGAGCUCCUAGACACCUUCUACGAGCUGGGAGGGAAUUUCAUCGACACCGCAAACGCCUACCAAGGUGGGCAGUCUGAGGAGUGGAUCGGUGAAUGGGUGGAACAAAGGGGUCGUCGCUCCGAGAUGGUCAUCGCAACCAAAUACACCCUCUCCCCGAUGACCGGCCAGCCCCUCCAGGAAAGCAACUACGGCGGAAACGGGACGAAAAGUAUGCACGUUUCUAUCAAUAACAGUCUCAAAAGCCUCCGCUCUGACUACGUCGACAUCUACUUCGUCCAUGCAUGGGACUACUCCACGGACAUUCCGGAGCUAAUGCAGUCCCUCAACCACCUUGUCGCCCAGGGCAAGGUCCUCUAUCUGGGUAUCAGUGACGCGCCAGCCUGGGUCGUGUCCAAGGCCAAUACGUACGCCCGGGCACAUGGCCUGCGACCCUUUUCCAUCUACCAGGGCAGGUACUCUGCGGUGUGCCGGGAUCUGGAGCGGGAUGUGAUCCCCAUGUGUCGUGAGGAGGGCAUGGCGAUUCAUGCGUGGGGUGUGCUUGGUAAUGGCUACAUCCGCUCACCUACCUCCGACGCCAGCGACCGCGUCCGCAACUCACCACACCUCCUCUCCGGACGAGAAGGGAACGUCUCCGCUGUUUUAGACAACGUUGCAAAACGUCACGGUGUACCUAUCACGAGCGUGGCCCUCGCUUAUGCCAUGCAUAAGGCGCCGUACUUCUUUCCUGUUGUUGGUGGGCGCAAGGUUGAGCAUCUCAAGGCGAAUGUUGAGGCCCUCAGCUUGGAGCUCACCCCGGAAGAUGUAAAGGAAAUCGAGAGCGGAUAUGAAUUUGACUUGGGCUUCCCGCACAGCUUCCUCUGCCCGCGUGGGCAUGUGGCCGGGGGACCGCAGGAUGUUGGAUUCUCGGCGGGAAUGGGCCACUUUGAUUACGUUCAACCGCCACAGGCGAUUAGGCCCUAUAAGGUGUAG
Aspergillus sclerotioniger CBS 115572 is the source of this 1183-nucleotide messenger RNA. Its product is annotated as aryl-alcohol dehydrogenase. The coding region runs from base 53 to 1183 and encodes 376 amino acids. The record is from RefSeq and is a predicted model, not a curated record. The transcript has 2 exons. Lineage: Eukaryota; Fungi; Ascomycota; Eurotiomycetes; Eurotiales; Aspergillaceae.